This is a messenger RNA of Rubroshorea leprosula, 2374 nucleotides long. The record is from the annotation of a GenBank genome assembly. Lineage: Eukaryota; Viridiplantae; Streptophyta; Magnoliopsida; Malvales; Dipterocarpaceae.
GUAAAGAACUGAGGGAGGCUUAUUUCUUGCACUAUCUGGGGUAGAAAAUUUUCAAAUGGCUUCUUGUCUAAAUGGAAUUUCUAUCCAUCACCUGUGUCAGCAAAAUUGCUUCCCUCAGAUUUCUGAAAGAGGAUAGCCAUCUUGAUUCCUGCAGAUUCUUUCUCUGUGUCUGGUUGUCAUUGACAGCUUCCUCGUAUUGCCAUUCUUUGGAGGCAGAAGUUUCCAAAUUGAGGGAUUUCUUUUUGUCACAUGGCGAAGAUGAAUGGUGAUUCUGACAAGUUCAAAGGCUGUCUGUUUCAUUUCAAGGAAGUUUUAGAUUUACUUUAGGGCAAUUUAGGAUUGAACAAAUCAGCUGCACCUUCGAAGCCUGUUUCUAUUCAUGGCUGCAGAUACUGGUUUCUGUCUGUGGAAGAAUAUUGGGAAGAUACCCCUCUUGGUGUUCUUCAAGGACACAAGGAAUGUUUUCAAGAAGGAUGAACUGGGCUUGGAAAUAAUACAGAUUGCAGUUCCAGCCACACUUGCAUUGGCAGCAGAUCCUGUUGCAUCUCUGAUAGACACAGCAUUCAUAGGACGAAUAGGUCCUGUGGAGCUUGCUGCAGUAGGAGUUUCAAUUGCUAUAUUUAAUCAAGUAUCAAGGAUCACCAUGUUCCCUCUUGUCAGUGUUACUACUUCUUUUGUUGCUGAGGAAGAUGCUACCAGUAGUUCAUGUACUGAAGCAGAGGAAAUUGAGGAAAUUGAAAUGGGUUGUGCUUCUGACAGUGAAAUGGAAAAGCUGAUAACUCAAGUUGGCUUCAGUGACACAAGAAAGGCCAAAAUGGAGCAAAAGAGAAGACAUAUUCCAUCUGCAUCUUCAGCUCUAUUUAUCGGUAGCAUUCUUGGGAUAAUCCAAACUUUGUUCCUCAUUUUCACGGCAAAACCUCUGUUAGGCUACAUGGGUGUAAAUUCUGAAUCUCCAAUGCUAAAACCAGCAGAGAGAUACUUGACAUUAAGGUCAUUUGGUGCUCCAGCUAUUCUUCUCUCUUUGGCCAUGCAGGGGAUCUUUCGAGGAUUUAAGGAUACAAAAACUCCUUUAUAUGCUACCAUGGUGGGAGAUGCAGCAAAUGUUGUUUUGGAUCCAAUAUUCAUUUUCACACUCCAUCUGGGUGUCAAUGGUGCAGCCAUUGCUCACGUCAUUUCUCAGUACAUAAUUGCCUUCAUUCUCUUUUGGAGGUUAAGUGCUCAAGUGGAUUUAUUACCUCCAAGUUUUAAAGAUGUCCAAUAUCGGCGGUUCCUUGAAAAUGGAUUGCUGCUAUUGGUUAAGGUAAUAGCUGCAACAAUCUGUGUGACUGUUGCAGCAUCACUGGCUGCAAGGCAGGGAUCAACAUCAAUGGCUGCCUUUCAGGUUUGCUUGCAGAUUUGGCUUGCAACAUCUUUGCUUGCUGAUGGAUUGGCCAUUGCUGGACAAGCAAUCCUUGCAAGCUCAUUUGCAAAGAAGGAUUACGAGAAAGUCUUAGCCACGGCCUCACGGGUUUUACAGUCUGCCUUGGUUCUGGGGCUUGUUCUUUCAAUCAUCCUUUCAGCUGUAUUACCAUUUUCCUCCGGAUUAUUUACAAAGGACAUUAGCGUGUUGCAACUGAUUAGCCUUGGCAUUCCGUUUGUUGCAGCAACUCAACCACUUAAUGCUUUGGCCUUUGUUUUUGAUGGAGUCAAUUAUGGAGCAUCCGAUUUUGCAUACUCUGCCUUCUCUAUGGUUAUGGUGGCAAUUGUAAGCAUUAUUUGCUUGUUCAUACUAUCCUCCAGCCACAGUUAUAUCGGCAUCUGGAUUGCUUUAUGUAUCUACAUGACCUUGCGAAUAUUUGCCGGUCUUUUUAGGAUAGGUACCGGAACAGGGCCUUGGCGCUUUCUUAGAAGCUGAUUGUUGUGUACAUAUUCCCAGUGAUGCAAUUUUAAUUUUAUGGUCUUGCAAUGCUGUUCCAUACAAUUCUCCUGGAGGAAAACGGAAGAUCAAAUGUAUUGGAAUGGUUCCUUCCAUUCAGCAUUAGCAUUGUCUCCAAAAACAGAUAUAUGGUACAGGCAUCCCAAUUUCUUCUUUUUAUGUCAGUAAUCUGCUCUUGUAACAGAUGUUUCAGGAUUCUCAACCUUUGAACAUGAAAAAUACGGAAAUUCACCCUGUAAUAUUAGAUUCAUUUCAAUGGACAUGUUGUUCGUAAACAGGAUAAUUGACUACCUUGUUAUAGUGCCUUAUCAAUCUUGAAAAUGUGUUGUAUGAAUCUUCUCCCAAUUUUAAUGUUGUUUGAGGUCCACAAAUCAUCACUACAAUAUUUCUCGAAGCAUAGUUUGAUGUGUUAAAAGAUGUUGGAUCAUGUUGAAACUUCUAUAAAAGUGUUAUUUGAGU